Symbiodinium pilosum is the source of this 1761-nucleotide messenger RNA. NCBI's taxonomy places the organism in Eukaryota, Dinophyceae, Suessiales, Symbiodiniaceae. The record is from the annotation of a GenBank genome assembly.
AUGGAAGAUUCAUUCCAGCGUCAUCUGGAGGCGCUAAAUGCCGUAUAUGAGCAGGUGAUCUCGGAAAAUGCCGAACUUCGGAAGCAGCUGGGAAACCCUGGCUCCGGGCCUCCGCUCCCACCAGUGGCAACAUUGGCAACAGUCUCCACCCUAAAUCUGCAGCAGGAAAAUUCGCCUCAGCUUCCUGGAGCCUUGAUUGAGAGUGAGAAUCUCCAGCCGAAUCUCUUCGACGGAACGGCCGCAAAGGCCUUUGAGAAGGAGGGUGAAGAGCUGGAGGACAUCCACAAUGGUGUUGAAAGCCAUCCGAUAACAUCUCUCCCAGAGUCACCGUCCCCACCUGAAUGUUCCCCGCCGCCUCUGACGGACUCGAAGUCCAAUCAUGCCAAGCCAUCCCAGCGGCGCAGCAGUUUCAUACGGCAGUCACUCAUGACAGUCAACUCAGGUGAGGAGACCGAGGAUGAUGCAACAUUUCUGUUGCUGCUGGACGUUGUCCCAGCCGUUGUUAUCUUGAUCAGUGCAGUGGUUGCCGGCUUCAGUGCUGACAUUGCACCCGAUCACACAGUAUGGGUCGUUCUAGAGAUGCUGUUCACCUUGUUCUUCAUUGGGGAGAUUGUGGUGAAGAUGAAAGUGUUUGGCCUGAAGGAGUACAUGUGGGGUGCUGACUGGUACUGGAGUUGGUUUGACAUCCUUUGCGUCAUACUGGCAAUUGUGGACCUGAGCCUGAACUUGUCAGCAGCAGCCGAAGGCACUCAGAGCGACACGGGGGCUCUGAGUUCUUUGAAGAUGCUGAAGCUAGCACGCUUGGGCCGCAUCGUGCGCUUGCUCAAGUUCAAGAUCUUCCAGGAACUCAAGCUCAUGAUCCAGGGCGUUUUCACUGGGCUGCGUGUGCUCUUCUGGGCUGUGGUCUUGCUUGUAGGAAUGAUGUACCUGCUUGGUGUGGUAACGCGAACUGUAUUUGGUUCAGAUCAUGCUGAGUUUGGGUCAGUCCCUGUUGCUAUGCUCACCAGCUUCCGCUGCUUCACAGAUGGAUGUGUAGCUUUUGAUGGCACGCCACUUCAGGAGAAGCUCCAGAAGGACUUUGGUGGUGCAUUUAUGAUCGCUUACAUUCUCCUUUUCCUCUUUGUCACCAUUGGGAUUUUCAACCUGAUCAUGGCCGUCUUCAUUGACAACGUCACGGAUGGAAGCACAAAGAAGCGACAGCGGGAGCUUGGACAAAAUGCACCUAAGACAGCUUUCAUUAUCUCCGAUGCGCUCAGACACCUUAUCCUGAUGAACAUCUUGCGAAAAGAGGCAGAGGAUGAGGCGGCUGAGAUGGAGAAGAAGGGUCGGCCCCGCCGUGUCUCGAAGAUUCUGAAGGAGAAGCUACGGGGCCUAAAAGAAAUGUAUGGCUACAAGCCGCACAGUCAGCACGAAUAUGACGCGCUCACGGCCCAAAUCCGCGCAGAGAUGGUUGAGAGAAACAUUGUUGUCACCAAGGACGAGUUCAAUCAUUGGCUUCACACCGAGAAGGGCCUCUUGGAAACGCUAGACGACUGUGAGAUAGACUUGUCCUGCAAGUUUGACUUGUUUGAUGUACUUGACGCAGACCUGUCCGGCGAGCUGGAAUUUGAAGAAAUGAUUGACGGCUUGUUGAAGUGCCGGGGCCCUGCCUCCAAGACGGAUAUCAUUGCAAUCCGCCUCAAGACAAGACUGCUGGUGCGAAUGAUGAACCGGGUUUGUGAGAAGCUAGGUAUUGAGGGUAUUGAGGCCGAAGAAGACUAG